Messenger RNA from Carassius gibelio (silver crucian carp), 4129 nucleotides. RefSeq names its product sterile alpha motif domain-containing protein 14-like. Gene Ontology annotation, molecular function: actin filament binding. The transcript has 9 exons. NCBI's taxonomy places the organism in Eukaryota, Metazoa, Chordata, Actinopteri, Cypriniformes, Cyprinidae. Bases 2879 to 4006 code for a protein of 375 amino acids. The record is from RefSeq and is a predicted model, not a curated record. Gene Ontology annotation, biological process: neuron projection development; actin filament organization; calcium-mediated signaling. Gene Ontology annotation, cellular component: actin cytoskeleton; cytoplasm; dendrite.
GUUGCUGAGGGGGACUGUGUGAGUGUGUGUGCGUGUGUGUGCGUGUGUGUGUGUGUGUCUGUGUACACGCAGAAUAGCCCAAUGACGUUGUAAAUUUGUGCUCAUCCAGGAACAGAAGUCCUCCAGCAGCAUCCCGUGAGCGAGACAGAGGAGCAGAAUGUCAGCCCAUCCCAGCAGCUGAGCUUUGCUGUAGGAUACGCAACUACACAAGAGCUCUCAUAGCAGAGGUGAGCUAGGUUAAUGCUUUCUAUAAAGAAUGUAAGUACUUCUUUUCACACGGUUUUCUUGAUCAGGAAUUGUGUGUAUUGAAUACAAGGUUAUGUAUCUCUGCGUAGCCAAGGAAAUGUUGAUGAGCAUGAACCAUUUCUGUUGUUUUAGCCCUGCAGUGAAAGUAAGCUUUUAUUUGCUGAUAUGUGCACACAGGUCAGAUUCGUCCCCUCCCAUCUCUAUGUUGAUUUGUUUGCUAUUGCCAUUCCCUGCCUGUCAGCUACUUAGCAGCCCUGCCUCCCCCUAAUUCUUAUAGAUGGGAUAAUGUGUGUGUGUGUGUGUGUGUGUGUGUGUGCGGGGGGGGGGGGUAGUUUUAUUGCUAUUAGCAUCAUAUCUCCAUCACAGACUUCUGAAAGUGAGGCCCUUAUGUUCAUAUAGACAGUGUCAGUGGACUAGACAGUCAGAUUACAAUGAUUUCUUAAGACAGAUGUUUGCUAUAAAGUUUUAGUCCUGUCUUGUGUUUAUUCUGUAUUUAGUGACUGUUUAGUCCCCAAAAAGGAGCAAAAGCUGUCACUGGGGCGGUAUCUUUUCACAAGGUAACUUUACAGUACUAAUAGGUACCUUUUAGGGAUAAAUAAGGCAUGAAAAUGUCCUCUUUUUUUCUGAGCGUGUAAAGAGGCUUGGUUAAUGGAUCAGAGGUUUAAACUUAACCACAGGGGAGAUGAACCUUUUUCAACCAUCUCUCCUAAUCGCAAUUCCUCUCAGCAAACUAUUCCAUCAGUGUAAAAAUACAGCGGUAAAAACCUGUUAAUUGGUAAGUUAUUUGGUUAAGAACUAUAAUAGAUGGAAUUGGGCAUUUUGUGUAAUUUUACAGCAAAAUACUACAUAUAAAAUACAGUUGUUCGAAGACAAAGAAGAACUCAUCUCAAAAUUUCAUUGAAAACUGUUUCUACUGAUUUCCUUAUCAAUUGUGUGAAUUAGGGGUUUUAUAUUACAUUUCAUUUUUUUUUAAAUAAGGAUUAUUGGUUUAUUUUAGUGUUUAAUACGAUGAUGGUGUUUUGUAUUUGUGUGCAUGACACUUUGUGCACCUUCUAAAUAUUAUUUACCUCAGCUUGUGGAGGACUUUAUUUUUAUAUCCUGUGCUUUUUAAAGGUGGUUGUCAGUAUAUUGUGAAGGUAAAUCAUAUUUUAGUAAUAUCUUAUAACAUUAUUUUAGUUUAUGUAAUAUACAUUAUUUUUACUGUAAAUUUAAUUUCAAUCUGUAAAGCUCUAAAUGUUCUAACCACAGCUGCCUUUUUAAUGCCAUAAAAUUGAGUUUUUUUCUUUAACAGUGAAAAUGUGCAGAUCAGAUAGAUAGAUAGAUAGAUAGAUAGAUAGAUAGAUAGAUAGAUAGAUAGAUAGAUAGAUAGAUAGAUAGAUAGAUAGAUAGAUAUGAAUAUCAUGGUAAGGGCACUGACCGUUCUAAGGUGCUGGGCAGCAGAUGGCACAGUGGCCUGUUGCCUGGACACUGUGUAUGUGGCAGCCAAAACAAACCUGGCCAACUGGUCAGUGCCGUUUGUGUGUUCGUAUGUCUGUGCACCUACUAAAAGAGUUUGUGUUUAUAUGCUUUUACCAGUUUACUACACAUAAAAUAGCGCUUGGUUUCCCUAUAAUUCAACUACAAUUAUUCAGAAAUUGUAUAGUACAUUACGUGUACAUUAUGUGUACAUGGUUCCCCAAUCCCCACCUUGUUCUUCGAGGCCCCCCAACACUGCAUGUUUUCCAUAUCACCUUAAACAAACACACCUGAUUCAGAUCAUCAGCUCAUUAUUACAGACACCACGGCUGCAUCCGAAAACUAAGGCAGCUGACUUGCUGCCUCGCUGCCAUAUCAGACUUUGGAGGCAGCGUUUUUGCUCGAAGGCACCUCAUGAAACUGAUUUUGGACAGGCUUCUGAGGCAGAGUAAGGAUUUAAUGAUCUACAGCAAAAUAUAAAGAGCUUUCAUGAUAAGGUGAUAAGUGGAUAUUUCAUUACUGCAAUGUUCAUUUCUCGCUAGAAAUGACAUCAAAGUGGAAAACGUUGAUCAAAAACAUACAUUUACACACAAACUGCACCACCGACUGCAACUUUCAAGCUUUCAUUUUUGGCUUGACUGUCACAGAAUUGAAUGCACAGGAUUGUGGGAUAUCAAAGGCAGCGAAGGAUACAUCUAAGCUGCCUUCAAAAACCGGCCAGAUAAAGGCAUCUCAGCAGACAGGAACUGAAGCUAUCAUUGAAUUCGGACGUGCCUUGAUGCCUUCCUAUCUUGGAAUGCGUCCUCCGAAGGCAGCAUUUUUCAGUUUUCGGAUGCAGCCCAAGACCUGAGAUUCAAAAUGUGCAGUGGUGUGGUGGCGAGGGGGCUUCAGGAACGUGAUUGGGAACCACUGCUUUACAUAACAGUACAUUAAAAAAAAGUUUUGAGAUUGGUCAAUUAUUUUUUGUUCAUUUCUUUUAGUGGUAGUUUGAGGAGCAGAUUUUAGAAUCAGCAUUGCACGCACAAAAAUAACAAAUCUGAGCACUUUUCAAUUGAUCAGUGACAUCUGAGCUUCCCCACUUGAAAAGCACAGACUGCCACUGUUCUGUUUGUGGCCAAGAAAUGGUUUCUUGUCCACAUGCAUUUAAAUUGUAAAGUUUCACUCUUCCAGAUUGAAGAUGUCCUCCACUCCGCUGGCUGAGGCAGAAGAGGAUGUGUUUGAUCUGACGGAGGCAGUUCCAGAGACCGAACGACUUGACAGCAGUCUACAGAAAGCCAAGGCACAACUGUCAAUCAAAACCAGGAGGCAUCGGCCCUCCCGAACCCGCCUGAGAGACAGCAUGAGCUCCAUAGAUGGAGAUGACAGCACUGAUAGAUUGAGUUAUGGCGGCUCUGUGCAGACCUCCUCUUCUCCAAUCCACCCUUCCUAUCGCUGCUCCUCCCCCUCCUCUGACCUGCUCCUUUCCUCCCCUUCCUCACGGAGAGACCGAACAUUCACCUUUGACCCCUACACUGUGGUUGGAGAAAGGGAGGCACAAGAUGAAAGACGGAGCUACAGGCACCUCCUGAACACUUCCUCUCAAGAGGCUUUGCCCCUCACCUCAUCUAAGUCUCCCUCCAGGCCCUGCGUCCAUUCAGAGACAUCUUCACCUGCCCAUCUUUGUCAGGCGGACCACCUCAAGUCACGUGAGGGCAGCCAACCCCUUCUACAUUAUGGAGAAUUCUCACAGAGCGAAGACGACAGUCAUGACACAGGCCCUGAUGAACCUGAAAGUCCAACAGUGCUGCUGGACAAGAAAACCAGGAGACGCUUUCUUGAUCUGGGGGUCACUUUACGCCGCACAUAUGGAAAGGUCAGGAAAGACAGAUCCAACAGACUAUCAGCAGGAAAUCGGGAUUCAGAGAAAACAGAGAGCCGGUCUUCGCGUUCCUCUGGUCCACCGUUUGUGCCUUUCUCCUGGUUCAGUGAAAGAUUAAGAGGUUCUGGCUCCCCCAAGAACAUCCAGUCCCCAUCCAAACCUUUCAACCAGGGCUCCAGUACUGAUGAGGAAUUUGAUUCUUCAGUCGGUUUACUGGAAGACUCCAGACCCUGCAAGACUGAGUCAUCACAACCCUAUCAGACCCUCCCUGAGCAUUCAGAUGGGAAUGACUGUGACAGCAGCCGUGGCUCCGAUUUCAGUUUUAAAAAGAAAAUGCUUUCUGCUGCUGGUAAAGAUAGGACAGAGCGACAGAACGGAGUUCACGGAAAACGGGACAGCGGGAAAAAUGGACACAGUGAAGAUGGACAAAAACUACUGAACACUUGAUGGCAUUUCUGAAAGACUAAAUACAAUACGCAGCAGGUGCCAUUAUUAAUGUCAAACAUUGCAUUGGCUUUCACAAUGUAUUAUUGAUGGAUAUAGUAAUAAAGAGAACUUGCAAAAUUUGUA